This is a messenger RNA of Penicillium verrucosum, 849 nucleotides long. RefSeq lists its product as uncharacterized. NCBI's taxonomy places the organism in Eukaryota, Fungi, Ascomycota, Eurotiomycetes, Eurotiales, Aspergillaceae. The coding region runs from base 1 to 849 and encodes 282 amino acids. The transcript is spliced from 3 exons. The record is from RefSeq and is a predicted model, not a curated record.
AUGAUUCCCUCUACAUUUGCCCCAGGCAUCACGCGGCGGGACACAGCCAAGUCCGGUAGCGGACAUGAAGGGGCAUAUGGAAUCCCGCCUCCAGUUGUCAGCGGAGGGGGCCUUCUAGGCCCGCAAAGUGCCGGCGCAAUCUAUCAACACAUCCAUGAAAUGGCCGCGAAACGGAUAUCGACUCUGGACUAUUUAAGAAAGGCUCAUGAAGGACGAGUUUAUUGGUUUAAUACUGUGCAUUUCUCCCGGGCUGACAUCGCUCGCCUGCCAUACUUUGAAGCCCGGAAACUUUCUCGCCGCGCCAUCAAUUAUUUGCUUCUAGGCUUGUCAUUGCCAACAAUACUUGACGUUAAUUCCACGCCAUUUGAAUAUGUGCGUGCCCUGAAUGCUUUACUACUGGAGUUCGAAGCAUUCCAUUCUGCAAACGAGAUCGGACUUCCAAUGCAGUCCAGUGAUCCAUCAGACUUGAAGAACACGGCAGGGAAUCUCGGCUCGUCUUCCUCUGCCUCGGUCACCUCCUUCCCGCUCACAGAGUCUUCGGAUCUUCAUCCUGGUGAAGAAUACACUUAUCUUCUCACGCCAUCGUUGCCAUUCGAGCCGGACUUCUUUGAGACAUUUGCAACACUUUGUGAUGUCUUAAUUGACACUUAUAGCAGGCUCGCCGCUCUAGUAUCAUCUCCAGCUGUCUGCACAGUGGCACUGGGCGAGACAUUUUCCAAGGCAGAUGCCAAGUUACGAAAGAUCAUGGUGGCCGGCGCAGUGCGUGAGUUCGAAGACGCGAGCCGAAAUACUGUCAAAAGUGAAGUUGCCGGGGUCAGUCGGGUGGUGCUUGGCGGUUUAUUGGGAUAG